Messenger RNA from Neomonachus schauinslandi (Hawaiian monk seal), 2259 nucleotides. It is a transcript of the gene RAD54L, whose product is annotated as RAD54 like. Gene Ontology annotation, cellular component: nucleus. Bases 1 to 2259 code for a protein of 752 amino acids. Gene Ontology annotation, biological process: double-strand break repair via synthesis-dependent strand annealing; reciprocal meiotic recombination. Gene Ontology annotation, molecular function: ATP-dependent chromatin remodeler activity; ATP binding; DNA translocase activity. The transcript has 18 exons. NCBI's taxonomy places the organism in Eukaryota, Metazoa, Chordata, Mammalia, Carnivora, Phocidae. The record is from RefSeq and is a predicted model, not a curated record.
AUGGCCCUAAGGGAGACUAGGAAGAGCUUAGCUCCUAGCCAGCUGGCCAAGAGAAAACCGGAAGGCAGAUCUGGUGAUGAUGAAGACUGGCAGCCUGGGACAGUGACUCCCAAGAAACGGAAAUCCAGCAGUGGGACUCAGAGCCAGGAGUGUUUCCUGUCUCCCUUUCGGAAAACUUUGAUUCAACUAACCAAUCGGCCACCCUGUCUGGAUAGUAGUCAACAUGAAUCCUUUAUUCGAAGCAUUUUGUCAAAGCCUUUUAAAAUCCCCAUUCCAAAUUAUCAAGGUCCUCUGGGCUCUCGGGCCUUGGGCCUCAAAAGGGCUGGGGUCCGCCGGGCCCUCCAUGACCCCUUGGAAGAAGGUGCCUUGGUUUUGUACGAGCCUCCCCUGCUGAGCGCCCAUGACCAGCUGAAGCUUGACAAGGAAAAACUCCCUGUCCAUGUGGUUGUUGAUCCUAUCCUCAGUAAGGUCUUGCGGCCUCAUCAGAGAGAGGGAGUGAAGUUCCUGUGGGAGUGUGUCACCAGCCGGCGCAUCCCUGGCAGCCAUGGCUGCAUCAUGGCUGAUGAGAUGGGCCUGGGCAAGACGCUGCAGUGCAUCACGUUGAUGUGGACGCUUUUGCGCCAGAGUCCAGAGUGCAAACCAGAAAUUGACAAGGCAGUGGUGGUGUCACCCUCCAGCCUAGUGAAGAACUGGUACAAUGAAGUUGGGAAAUGGCUUGGAGGGAGGAUCCAACCUCUGGCCAUUGACGGAGGCUCUAAGGACGAGAUAGACCAAAAGCUGGAAGGAUUCAUGAACCAGCGUGGAGCCCGGGUGCCUUCUCCCAUCCUCAUCAUUUCCUAUGAGACAUUCCGCCUUCAUGUUGGAGUCCUCCAGAAAGGGAGUGUUGGACUGGUCAUAUGUGACGAGGGACACAGACUUAAGAACUCUGAGAAUCAGACUUACCAGGCACUGGACAGCUUGAACACCAGCCGGCGGGUGCUUAUCUCCGGGACCCCCAUCCAGAAUGAUCUCCUUGAGUAUUUCAGCUUGGUACAUUUUGUUAAUUCAGGCAUUCUGGGAACUGCCCAUGAGUUCAAGAAGCAUUUUGAGUUGCCAAUCUUGAAGGGCCGGGAUGCAGCUGCUGGUGAGGCGGACAGACAGCUAGGAGAGGAGCGGUUGCGGGAGCUCACCAGCAUUGUGAAUAGGUGUCUGAUACGGAGGACAUCUGAUAUCCUGUCUAAAUAUCUGCCUGUGAAGAUUGAGCAGGUGGUUUGUUGUAGGCUGACACCCCUUCAAACUGAAUUAUACAAGAGGUUUCUGAGACAGGCCAAGCCAGCCGAAGAGUUGCGUGAGGGCAAGAUGAGUGUGUCUUCCCUUUCUUCCAUCACCUUACUAAAGAAGCUUUGUAAUCAUCCAGCUUUAAUCUAUGACAAGUGUGUGGAAGAGGAGAAUGGCUUUGAAGGUGCUUUGGAAAUAUUCCCCCCUGGUUAUAGCUCCAAGGCUGUAGAGCCCCAGCUGUCAGGUAAGAUGCUGGUCCUUGAUUACAUCCUGGCAGUGACCCGAAGCCGCAGCAGUGACAAGGUAGUGCUGGUGUCCAAUUACACUCAGACGUUGGACCUCUUUGAGAAACUCUGCCGGGCUCGAAGGUACUUGUAUGUCCGCUUGGAUGGCACAAUGUCCAUUAAGAAGCGAGCCAAGGUUGUGGAGCGCUUUAACAAUCCGUUGAGCCCUGACUUUGUCUUCAUGCUAAGCAGCAAAGCUGGAGGCUGUGGCCUCAAUCUCAUCGGGGCUAACCGACUGGUCAUGUUUGACCCUGACUGGAACCCGGCCAAUGAUGAACAGGCCAUGGCCCGGAUCUGGCGUGACGGUCAAAAGAAGACCUGCUAUAUCUAUCGCCUGCUGUCUGCAGGAACCAUUGAGGAGAAGAUCUUUCAGCGCCAGAGCCACAAGAAGGCACUGAGCAGCUGUGUGGUGGAUGAGGAGCAGGAUGUGGAGCGGCACUUCUCUCUGGGUGAGCUGAAGGAGCUGUUUACCCUGGAUGAGGCUAGCCUUAGUGACACACAUGACAGGUUGCGCUGCCGCCGCUGUGUCAACCACCACCAGGUCCGGCCACCCCCUGAUGGUUCUGACUGUACCUCCGACCUGGCUCAGUGGAACCAUAACACUGAUAAGCGGGGGCUCAAGGAUGAGGUACUCCAGGCUGCCUGGGAUGCUGCCUCCACUGCCAUCACAUUCGUCUUCCACCAGCAUUCCCAUGAGGAGCAGCGGGGCCUCCACUGA